GAAGAUUUUGAAGAAUUCAUGAGCUUUGUCAACUUUGUGAAUCGCUUCUUAUAAGAAUUGUAAAAAAAAACCGAAAAAAUUUCUGUAAAUUCCCCGAUGUGGUAAUUAACGAGUUCACUCGCCAACAACAAGUUGUAAGAGAUGGUUGAAUCAAAUACAGCGAUCAGCAAUUGUCCGCCGGGAGCUUCGUCGCUCACGAAUGGCGUGCGAUGCGGCGUUCUCGAGACGAGAGUUCGUGAAGCGUGGUUCCGCGUCUCUGUCGUGCUCGAAUCCGACUAUUUGAGUGUCAGUUUGGACGAAUGUGAUCCCGUGGAUCAUUCGACGACGCUUAAUGGCACGUUAGGAAGCAAUCACAGUGGCAACGAUUUGUCAAAUAACGGAAGUAGCGGGACCGGAGUCACCGCAUCGCCAAGUACGACGGAUUAUAAUACGCUGGAGGGAGCUACAAAUGAGUCUGAAAGUAACAACAACCUCGAUGGGAAUGGCGGCAUCGAUAUUUGCAACGUCCCCGACGAGAUUGCCAACCAAAAGAGACACGUUCGCGUGAUAAAAAGCGAAAAUAAUGGACUUGGGAUCUCGAUAAAGGGCGGCAAAGAGAACCGCAUGCCCAUUUUGAUAUCGAAAAUUUUCCGUGGCAUGGCUGCUGAAAGUACAAAGGCGUUAUACGUGGGCGACGCAAUUCUCUCCGUCAAUGGCGAAGACUUGAAAGACUCCACGCACGAGUAUGCCGUCAAAGUACUCAAGAAAGCGGGCAGGGUUGUGGAUUUAGAGGUAAAAUUUUUGCGAGAAGUCACGCCAUACUUCAGAAAAGCGAGUAUUAUUUCGGAAGUUGGAUGGGAGUUGCAACGCCCGUUCUUGUAUUCCGUUGUCGGAGCUUCGCCAGUGCCAAUUCAGACGCCCCCGAGGGCAGAUACGCGUUAUAUUCCGCUGCAACUGACACAUCUUGCGAGAAAUUUGAAGUUUCAUGAUCCGGAUCAGCGGAGUUUUGAACUUCAUUCGCCCGAUGCUGUGCAUUCGUGUAUUUUGCGGGCAGCAGAUACGCAAGAGGCGCUCAUCUGGUUCAAUGCGUUGCAUCUUGCGAUCGAUAAAUGUUCAAAAAAAGCUUUAUUUGAUGCCAAUCGGGUGCUGUUGCCGCUGAUUGGAGAACUGAAACACUUUGGAUGGUUGUCACGGAAGGUCAUUUUGAAUGAUCAGCCAUAUCGAUCAGAUUCUGAAAGUUCAGACGAGUUUUCGGAUAAAUGGCAUCCUGUUUUUGUCGCUAUCACCGAACGAGACAUUCGAAUUUACGAAAGUGCUCCUUGGAGUGCCGAAGCAUGGAGUCGCCCGAUGGAAACGUGUCCUUUAAUUGCAACACGCUUAGCUGGCUCAUGUUCGAUGUCUAAUUCUAAUUUUACUCAAAGCUUUUGCAUUCGCUGCGGAACAUCAAAAGGCGUCAUCAGUCAUUGGUUCCGCACGGAAACAUAUCGUGACAUGUCGAUGUUUGCGCGCGCCGUCGUCACGGGAUGCCAUCAAGCUGUCGUUGCUCAAAAGGAAUUUUCCUUCCGUUGCACGUAUCAGGGUCGACCAAAUGCUCAAUUCAUCAUAAAUGUCGAUCGUGGGUUUUCGUUGUACGACGUUGCUCUGGCAAAGCCUCUUUGGUCUUAUACGUUCGAUAAAUUAAAGGGAUCGACAGAUGACGGGCAUCGUGCGCUGUAUUUUGACUUUGGCGGCGACGAAAUCGAACUCGAGAUGGAAGUUUGCCCGAAAAUUAUCGUCUUCAUUCUUCACAAUUGCUUGUCGGCCAAAGUGCAUUCGUUACCACAAUAAUUUUUUUUUUCGUCGCUCAAAAGCCAAAGUAAUCGUAAUUUUUGAUCGCAAGGAAAAUAAAAGCAAUUUUUGCGUUUUUCAGUUUUUACUUUUCUAUCGAAACAAAUAUACGAUAAAAUUAUAUCAAAUAUUUACAAGGAUCUAAAAAAAACAAAAAUAAUGCUAUUUAUAUCUUCACUCUCUCGUACAUGUGUAA
Messenger RNA from Culicoides brevitarsis, 2002 nucleotides. RefSeq names its product beta-1-syntrophin (gene Syn1). The transcript has 4 exons. Gene Ontology annotation, molecular function: protein binding; structural molecule activity. Bases 142 to 1806 code for a protein of 554 amino acids. Gene Ontology annotation, cellular component: intracellular anatomical structure; dystrophin-associated glycoprotein complex. Lineage: Eukaryota; Metazoa; Arthropoda; Insecta; Diptera; Ceratopogonidae. The record is from RefSeq and is a predicted model, not a curated record.